Molecule: messenger RNA, 2420 nt
Organism: Ochotona curzoniae (black-lipped pika)
Lineage: Eukaryota; Metazoa; Chordata; Mammalia; Lagomorpha; Ochotonidae
Gene: MTO1
Product: mitochondrial tRNA translation optimization 1
Exons: 12
Coding region: 99-2138 (679 amino acids)
Biological process (GO): tRNA methylation; tRNA wobble uridine modification
Cellular component (GO): cytosol
Molecular function (GO): flavin adenine dinucleotide binding
Source: RefSeq, a predicted model, not a curated record
AAGAUGGCUGCGCCCGGCGGCUUUUCCCUCGUCUAGGGGCUUAGUGCCUCGCCCGAGUCAGGCUCCAAGUCAGGCAGCGUAUCACGCUUACUUCCAGAAUGUUCUCAGUCCGAGGCUGCGGCCGCUGCAUCGCCGCGUCCCUCAGCAAACAUCCCCUUCCGUUGGCCCAGUUCAGCGCCGGCAGCGCGACUCCCCGGACUCGGCACUUCGACGUGGUCGUCAUCGGUGGAGGCCAUGCCGGUACCGAGGCCGCCGCCGCCGCGGCUCGGUGCGGCUCCCGCACUCUGCUGCUCACGCACCGCGUGGAUACGAUCGGUCAGAUGUCCUGUAAUCCCUCCUUUGGUGGCAUUGGAAAGGGGCAUUUAAUGAGAGAAGUAGAUGCCUUGGAUGGUCUGUGUUCUCGCAUCUGUGACCAGUCUGGUGUGCAUUACAAAGUGUUAAACCAGCGAAAGGGGCCAGCUGUGUGGGGUCUGAGAGCGCAGAUUGAUAGGAAACUGUAUAAGCAGAAUAUGCAGAAAGAAAUCCUGAACACACCCCUGCUUGCUGUUCAGGAGGGAGCUGUAGAAGAUCUGAUUCUUUCAGAACCAGAGCCUGGGCACCCAGGGAGAUGCCGCAUCAGUGGGGUUGUUUUAGUGGAUGGAAGCACAGUACAUGCGGAGAGUGUCAUUCUGACCACUGGGACGUUUCUGAGAGGCCAGGUUGUAAUUGGAUUGGAGACGCAUCCGGCAGGACGCCUAGGAGAUCAGCCUUCUAUAGGAUUGGCUCAAACUCUUGAGAAGUUGGGGUUCGUAGUGGGAAGGUUGAAGACUGGGACUCCACCCCGAAUUGCCAAGGACUCCAUUAAUUUCAGCAUUCUAAACAAGCAGACACCAGAUGAUCCUCCCGUACCCUUCAGUUUUCUCAACGACACAGUGUGGAUUAAGCCGGAAGAUCAGCUGCCGUGUUACCUGACUUAUACCAACCCUCAGGUGGACAAGAUUGUCCUUGAGAACCUUCACCUGAACAGUCACGUUCAGGAAACCACAAGAGGGCCCCGAUACUGUCCCUCCAUUGAAUCGAAGGUGUUGCGUUUUCCAAACCGUCAACAUCAGGUUUGGUUGGAACCUGAAGGAAUGGACUCUGAUCUCAUCUACCCUCAAGGGUUAUCUGUGACACUUCCGGCCGAGUUACAAGAGAAAAUGAUCACGUGCAUCAGAGGCUUGGAGGAAGCGAGAAUGGUCCAGCCAGGCUACGGUGUUCAGUAUGAUUACUUCGAUCCCCGUCAGAUCAGUCCUUCGCUGGAGACUCACCUGGUUCAACGACUCUUCUUUGCGGGACAGAUAAACGGCACCACUGGCUAUGAGGAAGCUGCAGCUCAAGGUGUGAUAGCUGGGAUCAACGCCAGUCUCCGUGUGAGCCGCAAGCCUCCGUUUGUCGUCAGCCGCACAGAAGGCUACAUCGGAGUCCUGAUCGAUGACCUCACAACGCUGGGGACCAAUGAACCAUACCGCAUGUUUACCAGCCGAGUAGAGUUCCGUUUGUCAUUGCGUCCGGAUAAUGCUGAUACCCGGCUCACGUUCCGAGGGUAUGAGGAAGCUGGUUGUGUGUCCCAGCAACGAUAUGAAAAAGCUUGUUGGAUGAAAUCUUCUCUAGAAGAAGGCAUUUCUGUGCUGAAAUCCGUUGAAUUUUCAAGCUGUAAGUGGAAAAAGUUAAUCCCAGAGGCUUCUAUAAGUGCUACAAGAAGUCAGCCUGUGAGCGCUCUAGAUGUUCUCAAGCAUGAGGAAGUUGACAUGGAGUCUCUGGCCAAGGCUGUUCCAGACCUCUUCAAGAAGUAUAUUCAAUGUAGAAAACUAGCCGAAAGACUGAAAAUAGAAGCCACCUAUGAGUCAGUAGUGCUCCUUCAGCUACAAGAGAUAAAGGAAGCUCAGCAGGAUGAAGCUCUCCAGCUGCCGAAAGACCUGGAUUACUUGACUAUCAAGGAUGUUUCUUUGUCCCAUGAAGCCCGGGAGAAGCUACACUUCACUCGCCCACAGACGAUUGGAGCUGCUAGUCGUAUACCUGGAGUGACACCUGCUGCCAUUAUCAAUCUGCUCAGGUUUGUGAAAACUGCUCAGCAAAGACAAGUGGCCAUGAACAAGUCACCAAGAACUGAUGGAUAAGUCUGCAAUACAAACAUCAAGCCUCGCUUUACAGAAGACUUCUGUCAGUACAGGAGUAUAAAUAGGAGACAGCUGUUUUGCACUUGUUGAAACAACUUAAUUAGGUUAUUGUAACUUUGCUGUUUGUUUAUGAAGGGGCAGAGAUUAUAGUUGUGGUUUCUUUGUAUCUGCAAAAAGUCAUUUUAAACAAUUUAUACUCUUGAGAAUUCUGAUGUGGUCAGUCUCUGUAUAACUUUGCAGUGUUUAUUGAAGAGAGAUGUCAUGAAGCUGAAACUAAACUUG